GCAAGGGGGGCAAGAAAGGCAGGGGCUCAGGCAGAGGAGAGCGGCACGACAAGGCGACCAUGAAAAGGCCAGCGGCAGUAAAAGCGAAGGCGCCAGAGGCAGACGAGGAGAAAGAUGAGGGCGAGGAAAGUUCGGAAGACGAGUCGAACGGCACGAACUCGGACAACUUCGACGUUGAUGGAGAGGAAAGCGAGGAGGAAGAGGAUGAAGACCAUGAUGAGGUUGUAAGUGGUGGCGAGGAUGCAGACGACGCGAUGAGAGAGUACCAGAAGGCGCAACGUGCGGCUACGAAGAAAGAGAAGGAAGAGACGCAGAGACAGGCCGCCCCUAGAAAAGAUGAGGUUGAGGAGGGCAAACCGAAUGCCAAGACAGCGAAGAAGAGCGCCCCCAAGCCGAAGCAAGGCACUUUGAAGCGGGGAAAGCCAGCGGCGAGCAAGACCGCAGCCAAGACGAAGCAAGAGCCACCGAAUAAGAAAGCGAAGAUGCGUGCCCUGGUGAAUGGCGCCACAUGCGUGCUAACGGGGCUGAUCGACAACGUCGAGGACAACGGAAAGGUGGUCGAGAUCAUACGGGAGGUUGACGGUGACAAGUUUUUGGUGAUGAAAUGGGAGGGUCUGCAGAAAGUCAAAGUCCAUCGUGACAAGAUCCAGCUAGUGGAACGGAACGAGUACGUCAGCCAAUUGACAACGAAGGUCAGCACCGAGGCGCACGGAGACAUCACAUUCAAAGUCACCCCAGAAGCUGGCCGAGCUCCACAAGUGAGGGUCAUCAACGACUCGAACAAGUACGUGUGCGCCAUCACGCUCUCUGGCACGACAAUGAUGGGCUGGUCAAUCGUGCAGAAGAUCAUCGGCGCCAUCAAGUCGGGCCAGAUCAGCCCCGAGAAGGACGCCAUCAUGACGUUCAAG
This is a messenger RNA of Prorocentrum cordatum, 908 nucleotides long. NCBI's taxonomy places the organism in Eukaryota, Dinophyceae, Prorocentrales, Prorocentraceae. The record is from the annotation of a GenBank genome assembly.